Molecule: messenger RNA, 3262 nt
Organism: Papilio machaon (common yellow swallowtail)
Lineage: Eukaryota; Metazoa; Arthropoda; Insecta; Lepidoptera; Papilionidae
Gene: yem
Product: yemanuclein
Exons: 17
Coding region: 143-2932 (929 amino acids)
Cellular component (GO): nucleus
Source: RefSeq, a predicted model, not a curated record
AGAAACGUAGUUCUUGUUUUCUCCGUGGCGCUCUCGACCCAAACAAUGAAUUCCAACAUGGAGGCAAUGUGCUACACAGUUUGAAAAUGCAGGCCGUGUCAUGCUUUGAAAAAAAUCAUUUUAUAGUAGAUUUUGGUGGAAAAUGUCGGACCCUAAACGUGCUACUCUUAUAACAGUGGGUGCUCCAAAAAGUGCAAAGAACAAAGUGACUAAAACAGUGAGAUUAACUAUAAAUUUGGAUGAAAGCAACGAAAGUAAAUAUCCCGAGUUGAAUUACAAGGAACUAGUCAUAACAGAAGAGAGGAAAAAAAGAGUAGAAAAUGGCAAGACUUCAGGGCUGGACCCUUUCUCAGACAACGAUGAUGAUGUGGAGCGUGUUGCCAGGAAGUUUGAACAGAAAUAUGGUGGUAAGAGCACAUAUGGAAGGAAGGGACGUAAACGGGACGACUUUGCAGAUAUCGGAGCGGGCUAUGAUGAAAACGACUCUUUUAUUGAUAACACUCAUGGUUAUGACGAGAUGAUCCCUCCGGAAUGUGAUACCCUGUAUGGUGGGUUCUACAUCAACAGUGGGUCGCUAGAAUUUAAAACGGUACCUGAUGGUCAGAAUGAUAAUUCUGACGCUGAACCUGCAGCAAACAGGAAGAAGAGAUGUCUAUCAUCAAGUAGUAGCGAAGAUGAAUCCUCAGAGAGCUCAUCAGAGUCUGAAAGUGCCGAGGAAAAGGAACCUAAAGCGAUAGCUAAUGGCGUCCUUGAUUCUCACGAGACUGAACAUCGAAAAAAGAAAAAUAAAAAGAUCGAUAAAAAGAAACCGGACAAAAUACGAAGGACAGAUUCGUCUGCAGCGACAUCUGGUAAACAGACUUCGGAUGAUAAUGCUCCAGCUGAUGCUGAGAGUGCGGACUCGAGGACAUCACAAUCUGACUCCCUUACAUCCAAACCUGCUCCGAGCUCGGAGAAUGCAAUAACUUCUGAUAGCUCAAGGGAUGUGGAAGCGAAGGUGGAAGUGAAACUUCCCCAAGCGGUGUGCCAAGUGCUGGAGGAGCUGGAGACGCUGGUGCGCCUGCUGCACUCAGUAAACACCUCCUCCGAGGAGAUAGAGAUUAAGACAGAUCCUCAUAUUGUCAGAUUGGAGCGAGCGUUAUCAGAGAACAGCGCAAGUAAUCAUGUUCAGCGCAGUGCAUGGGGUAAGGCGGCUCGUCUGCUUCGUGUCAGUCGUCACAGACUUCAGCAACGCGCCGUCAAGCAAACAGACACACAAGUUUCCAACACAACACCAACAACAACAAUUGCUCAAACAACAGUAACUUCGAUUACAACUUCAACAACAUCUCUUACAACAACCUCUACAACAACAGUUAACACAACAAACAACAAACGUAAAUAUGAAGAUGAUGAAGUCAUGGAUACAAGCAGAUUAACACCUGAUGAAAGGGAAGCUAAGAUUGUUGAAACAUUACAGAGGUUAAAAACACUAAUUGAAGAACGCAGACCAGGAAUGAUAGCUAACUAUAAUGCAGAGUGCGAGAGAGUACAGGAGGAAAGAAAAAAGAUACAAAUCGCAUCUCGUUCGGAAGGUGCACCUAUGAUAGAGAAGCGAUUACCAAAGCGCAGGUUCCCUUGGUGCAGCCGCAGCCGGGCGCUGCUGGCGAAGCUGGCGCGGCUGGCGGGCUCGGAGGCAGCUGAUUUAUUAGCACGGAGAGCUCUACCUUUAUUCCCUAAGGGAUUUGUUAGAAUGCCAACAUUACUGCGACAAGCGGAUCUCAAUAAAGAAAUGAAAGCUGCGGAUACGAAACGUCAACGUAUGAAUACUGAAACACAACCAGUUGUUUCACAACCAGUGGCUUACACGGAGCAAAUACAAUUCCCCAGUUCUCUAACUGUCACAACAAGUGUGAAAACAUCAGAUAAACAGGAACCGGAAGAUAAAGAUUCCAAAUAUAAAAUAAAUCCAGCUGUAUUCGGGAAAAUAAUAAAUAGCUAUGCAAUAAGUAAUGAUCUAAUUGUAGAAAAAGCUGAAGAUAAAAGGAAAGAUAUCACAGAAAAAAGUAAAGAAGACGUUUAUAUACCUUCAAAUAAUAUAGGCUGUAUAACUAUAACUCCAGUGCCAAAUCAACAGAAACCUUAUAAAAAAAAUAACAUUAUAACAGAUAAAAAAGAACCAUUAUUAAAAGUUAAAUCACCAGCCGCAUUAAAUGAAAUGAUAAAAAAAGAUAAACAUAAAAAACCGGAAAAGAAGAAAAAUAGAGUAGAAUCUCCUCUACAUAUAGACACCGGUUACCAAAAUAAAGAACCAACCGCUAGUCCAAAAUCGAAAGAAGAAAUAUCACAGAAGCAAUUAGAAAAUAUGAGAACAGCGGAGAACAAUCUUCCACGGCCAGCAUUGAUCCCGGUACAUCAUUCUCCGACCUUUGCUAAACCGGAUAAGAGGCCUCCGGAAGUAAAGAAGAAGAAAGAUGUUAUGAUCGUAUCUGAUGUUGAUCCCUUAGGUGAUGUACAACAAGAACCUGUCGCUAUAGAUGACAGUAGUAGUGACAUAGAAGUUGUAGAAGACAAGAAUACGGACAGAAGUGACAAGAAUACAGUGCCUUUGAAUGACAAAGUGUGUGUGAGAGACGAUAAAAAAGUGAACAGUGUUAACAAGGACUCUAAUAAAGGUGGUAAAGAGUGUCGACAGAAUUAUUUAGAAGAAUCAACGAAUGAAGAUAUGGAUAAUCUUAUGAGAAAUAUAAUAGCUAUGGAGCAUUCACAAGAACCUGCCAAGUUAAAUUGCAACUCAUAUGGUGGAGUCAUAACUAGUGCAAAGCACGAGGUGUCUUCCAAACAAUACAACGCAAGGAAUACUAUAUUUGGGGAUCAGCGUAGCGAUAAAGACAAAUUCGCAGGACUAACUUCUUUGAACAAAAUGGAUGGAUGUAGCGUUAUCACAGGCUGAUUAAAAGUACACUAAAAUGAGUAAUAUUGUACGGCAGUGUACCGCCGCGUCCGUAACAGUCCACCCCCUUUUUGUACUGCAGAGAACACAUUGGAAUAGUUAUAAAUUAUAUAAAAAAAAAUUGUAAAUGUUUGCUAAAGAGAUAAGGCAAUUUUAAAUGACUGCCACAAUCAGAGAUGUUUAGUUACUCAGUCUUAGUCAUUUUCUUCACACUAAGGCGCGACCUUAGUGGCCAUUGCAUGACUGUGUGUGGCAGUUAUUGUUAUUUAAGACAAGCAGACACUUGUGGAUUUCAAAUAUAAGUUUUUUUUGUUGCAAUUUUUUUUUUUU